AUGGAUGCCAAAUACUACGACCUCAACGUGCCUCGUGCAGCUGCCUCUCCGGAACUCCUCGCCCGUCUCCUUGAUUGUGACUACCUCUACGCUGCCAUUGCCACUACUGUGCGUAUCGAUGACUUUAAUUUUGCCAAUGUGAACAAAUCUGCAAAGGAAGAUAGGCAGCAGAUGCGCGCUUCUCUCACUAAACAACUAACACCCCUCACAGCUUCGGAACUUACAACUCUCCUCCAAAAUAGCGAAAAGUUCCGGUCAUCUUCAUCGAAUAAAUUUCCUGCUCUAUCUCCACCACGCCUUUUUAAUCGCCUUACUCUUACCUGUGCAGACCCUGAUUUGGCAAGUCUCUUUUUCAAAGAAUUUUCCGAUCGCAUCCGCACUUUUGAUGUCGUUGCUUUCGAACCACUCUCCUCAGCGGCAUUAACUUACAUUAUUGAAAGUCCCAAUUCACCUCCUAUAGACUUAAUUACUGCAAAUGUAGCCCAUCUACCUUCUGUCAAUGAAUUCCGACCAUCAAGUAAGCAUUGUGCUCAGUGCCUCCGCCAAGGAGUCUACAUUGAAAUUCCUCUUUCCCCCGCACUUUUCCGCUCAGGCCUUCCGCCUACAAACCGAAUUGGUUUGGCAAGUUUGUUGACCCAUCUAGAUUCGGUGUGCCAAUUCCACUUUCCGCGACUUCUAGUGGUUUCUAGUGGUGCGCAGACUGGAUGGGAGAUCCGACGUCCGCAAGCUGUGGCCUCGGUACUCAGUGCCAUUUGCUCCACAAUCGCGAAAGGAGGCGCUCCAUUGGUGAUGCAGCAAACCAACCCCUGGCAGGCUUUGUCUCGUGGGUUGGCUCGGCGCAGAACCAAAACGGCCCACGGGGCAGCCAUCCUCCUCCGACUCCUGGCAGACCCCUCAGUAACAGAAGUGACAAAGCUUCCCACUGCAAAUGAAGGGGAGACAGCCAAUGAAGAAACAGCCUCAUCGCCGACUAAAGUGGAGUUAGGUAAUCCUUCUAUUGGUCAACCAUCUACAGCAGCUGAAUCGAAGCGACCACGAUUUUCAAAAAAUAAGAGAAAGAGGGAGCUGUCAAAGUCAUUGCCAUCCCGAGGUUCCGGUGUAAAAGUUGACAACGUUACGGUGGACUUAGAGGACAUUGCUUCUCCAAUGAAAAAAAAUAUCCGCUCAUAA
Mesocestoides corti is the source of this 1170-nucleotide messenger RNA. Lineage: Eukaryota; Metazoa; Platyhelminthes; Cestoda; Cyclophyllidea; Mesocestoididae. The record is from the annotation of a GenBank genome assembly.